Molecule: messenger RNA, 1596 nt
Organism: Amoebophrya sp. A25
Lineage: Eukaryota; Dinophyceae; Syndiniales; Amoebophryaceae
Source: the annotation of a GenBank genome assembly
AUGGUUUCCCCGAACGGCGCUGAUUCAACGGCUGGAGGUGCGGGUGUCCCUACUGCCGCUUUUUUGACACCGCGGUCGCAUGGUCCUCGUUCCGGUAAUUUGCCUGCUGCAGUUCUAGGUCGAUCAACGAAUUUGCGACAGAGCAAGCGAAAAGGUGCUGGAAAAUGCGCACUGCUGGAGGACGUGGUGGUCGACGAUAGUAGAGCAACAAGUGCAGAAGGAGUACUACAGGUGGAAGAAGAAAAUUAAGGGUAGGUUAAAGGUGCUUUUCUUACCGCUUUUUAUGCCUCUCCUAAGGGAGAAAGGCAUAACAAGCGGGGUAAGCGAGCACCAAAAACCUACCUCUAAGAAAAAUUAAAUUCUCUUCAGAACAUCAACAUUACUAACGUUUCUGUCGCUGCUGGGCACAUCGCUACAGCUUCGUCGGGUAGUGAGCAAAGCACGACAGCAACUGACGUUGAACAACAUCAAGAAGAAGAGAGAAAGAAGAAGAUAAGUACUGGAAACAACAAUAAUCGUCCGCGGCAAGGAGAACUAGCAGAUACCAGAAGAAGUUCUGCUUCUAUACAGGCAAGCGCAUUCUCGACCACUACUACUUCUACUGUAGUUGGUUCGGGCAUGUCGCAGACGACCCUGAUAUCUCAGACCUCAAACGGGCAGCCAAUUGCAAACGGGAGAACCUACUACGACUCGCAGAUGACGACAGGACUGACACCGACCGCUUCUACAGGAGCGGAUCAAGGCAGUACUUUUAACAUUCAAGGUCCUGUUCCUGCGACCUCCACUGCGUCGGGAGGAUCAACUGGCCCACCGCCAACGCUACUGAAGAGCGGCGUCGUACCAGAUUCAGCAGGAUUGGUUCACAGUCAUCAGCUAGCGCAAACGGGUGAGGAUUCACUUCACGGAGUAGAGGGUGGCCAAUUCGAAGGAGACAGCGCCGCACCAGGAGUAGCACAGAGAAAACGAGGAGAUUAUGCACAGUACAUACUGCUGUUUCCCCUAGUAGUCUGGACAUGGGAUACUUGGGAGUAUGCGGUCGAAAUUAUAUGCGGGAAAGGUAUUUUUUUUGUACUCUUCAUCUCAAAAUCAAUCUCACAACAAUGGACAACUUUCAAACCACAUUGUUUGGCACUCUUCAUCAUUUUCCUUGUAGGUAUUUUGACUAUCUUUUGACAUGGUGAAAAACCAAUGGAAAAUAAUAGAAAUACGUACGCUUUCCAUCCCCAGCGAAUAGAUGCACAUCAUCAAUCGCUCCAUCCCAACGCAUUACCAACAGGAAGCCUCCGCUGGCAGAUGGUGAUUCAUCUUCUGACAGCCAUAGUUACGGUAGGUUUCGUUUACCGAUGGGAAACACAGAGUGGAAACUGGAAGAUGCGAUCAAAGUUUAUCGGAUUUACAUCGAUUUUAGCUGCAACUUCCGCAUGGGUCUUCCUCGAGAAGCUUGUGGCUUCAAUCGCUCCUAAAGUUUUCGAUCAGCACGCAAUAAACCACCUCUUUUGCUACGCCUUUCUCAUGCUCACUACGCUUAUCGUGAUCCUGCUGUACGAAAGAGUAAAUGGAAUCGACCUGUUUCAGCGGUUGCAGGAUAUCUGCUGA